AAGCGCUGGCGCAGCUUCGCGUGGCCGGGGGUGCCUACAACGUCGAGCAGUCGCCCCGUCGGGAGUUGCGACCCCGCGCUCCUCUCCUUGCCGGACGUCAGUACCGCCCCUGUGCCGCUGGCCGACGCGCGGGGGGAGGGCGGGCAAGCCAAGGUCGAACAGUUCGUUCUGCAGAGCUUGAUGGAUCCGAGCGAGGCCGAAGCCAGGCUGAGGCAGAGCUCUAUACCUGUUCCCUACUCUGACCCUCUUCUCCGUGAUCAGCGGCGCUGGUCCAGUUAUGUUCAGUUACUGCACGAGCGGCACCUAGUCGACUUCAGCCUUGAGGACGGCGUUCGAGCCGAGAUUUUCUUUGUGAAGAAAAAGGGGGGCCGCCUUCGCAUGGUGGCGGACUGCCGGCGCUCCAACGAGGUGUUCACCGAGCCCUUGGGCGCGCGGCUCGCGACGGGCGACGCCUUUGGCAUGCUCGAGAUGGCGGCGGACGACUCGCCCCUGACGGUGGAGGGCGCCGACCUGAAGGACGCCUUCUACCACCUGGAGCUCCCCGAGCAGCUCCGUCCGUGUUUCAGCCUGCGACCUGUGCGCGCGGGCGUCCCGGGCAUCAAGGAGGUCGGCGGGGUCGCUGUCGGAGCCUCCACCAAGCUCUACCCGCGCCCCAGGGUCGUGCCCAUGUGUUGGUCGUGGGCAACGUGGUGGUGUCAGUCGGUGAUGGAGCGAGUGGCAGAGGCAGCAGGCUGUGGCGAUGACGCACGACUUCGAGAUGGCAGGCCCGCUCCCUCGCACGUCCCAUCGUGUCACCUAGAGUACGUCGACAACUUCGUGAGCAUCGGCUACGACGCGGAGGCGGUUCGGUCCGCCGUGACUCGUGUCAUGACGGAGCUCAAGCGACGGGGCUUGGUGGUGACCAGGGAGGAGAACCUCGGUGACAGCGAGGGCGAGUAUGCGGUGCUGGGUUGGUCCAUCACUGCGGCAGGGCGUCUCUCGGUGUCGGCUUCGAGGUUGAGGGUGCGGUUAGCCGUGCGUGGUCUUCUGCGCCGUGGUCGUGCCAGUGGUCGUGACCUCGAGCGCGUACUGGGCCACAUCAUCUUCGUCACUCUCGUUCGUUGUGAGGGCUUAAGCAUAUUCGAGGCGAGUUUCCGCUUUGUCCAGAAGUGCUACCACCACCAGGUGCCGCUCUGGUCUCAGGUCAGGCAGGAGCUCAUGGCCUGGGAUGGCGUCGCUCCUUUGCUGUGGCGUGAUCUCCGUGCCCAGUGGUCGUGUUCCGUCGGCUGCGUAGACGCCCCCCCUUGGGGGUUGGGCGCCUGCGAGGCUGAUUGGGACGUCGGCGCUGUUCGGGAGGUUGGUCGUCAUAGCGAGCGGUGGCGCUAUGGCAGGGCUGAGCGCUUGCCUCCUCGUCGCCGGGCCCUUGCCGCUGAAUGUGCCGCCGGCGGGGUCGCAGCCUGUGACCUGGGGAUCGUAGCGGCCCAGCUCGAUCCUGGCUGUCCAGCGGAGGACAGUCAGCCCGUCGGCCCGCCUGUGGAGCGCGACCUGCUCGCCUUUCCCGAGGUCUCGAAUAAAUAUCUGGACAAGUCGUUGUGGCGUGUCACGGGACGUGAACCCAGUUUCCCUGCUGCUGUCAUUCUAAAGGAGGGCCUCUGCACGACCCCGAAGUACAAGGUCGGCCUGGACCCUGAAGAGGGCGAGGCUCGCGAGCGGCCAGCCGCGGCUACGAGCUUGCCGCCGGCGGGAGCCACCCUGGUCCGUGGGGCUCGCAGGGCUGGCCCGCAGACGGCGACGCUGCCAGUGCUCCAGGGCUCGCCCGCGAGCCGCCAGGGCUCGAGCGGUGGCCCCACGCCGCGGCAGCGGGCUCGGCUGGUCCAGCCGCCAGCGGGCAUGCCAGAGCUCAGUGCGGCGUCCGUGCGCUGGGCGACGGAGCGUCAUGCUUACCUCUCGAUGCUGGUGGGUUUGGGCGACUGGACGAGACAGCACCUGCGGGCCAUGCAGGAGCUUGCCCAGAUGGACCGAGCCGUCUGCGACUACGUCAGCCAGCUCGUCGAGCGGGGGGAUCACCAGACCUGCGCCGACCUUGUGAUAGCAGCGCUGGCAUGGCGCGAUCCGCGCUAUGCCAGGUCGGGCCAGUCCGAGCUGCCGUUGUCCAAGCAAUCCGCCAAGGUGUGGCGCCUUCUGGCCCCGGCUCGCAGCCGCAGGGCCUUUCCGUACGAGGUCGUCGCCAAGGUGGUCUACGGCGUGCUCCAUGCAGUCGACCAGUGCAGUGUGGCCACCGCAGAGCGUGGGGCGGUCGCCGCCCUCGGCCUCCGCAAGCUGGGUGCCUGCCACGGCCUCCAGCUCCGCCGCUCAGGCCCAAGCCACGACCACGCAGCGGGGCUGCGCGACCUGGAGCAGAUCAGGCGGCGUGGGUGCUGGAGGAGCUGGGGCUCAGUCCGCUGGUACGGAAAAGGAGGCCGCCUGACCGAGCAGCCGCACCAAUUAGGAGGGCUGCAGCGAGAGCACGCGGAGGGCUGCGCUCGCUUGCUGAGCCGUGCGUCGCACGGCCGGCCCUCAGCAUUGGUGCCGGUCUGCCCGACCCGCCAGUGA
Messenger RNA from Prorocentrum cordatum, 2571 nucleotides. The record is from the annotation of a GenBank genome assembly. NCBI's taxonomy places the organism in Eukaryota, Dinophyceae, Prorocentrales, Prorocentraceae.